This is a messenger RNA of Leptidea sinapis, 3834 nucleotides long. RefSeq names its product bifunctional heparan sulfate N-deacetylase/N-sulfotransferase (gene sfl). NCBI's taxonomy places the organism in Eukaryota, Metazoa, Arthropoda, Insecta, Lepidoptera, Pieridae. Gene Ontology annotation, cellular component: Golgi apparatus. The transcript has 15 exons. The coding region runs from base 596 to 3271 and encodes 891 amino acids. The record is from RefSeq and is a predicted model, not a curated record. Gene Ontology annotation, molecular function: heparan sulfate N-sulfotransferase activity; deacetylase activity.
UGCAUGCCGAGCUGUGCGAGUUCCAAAUUUUCAGACAGUUUUAAUGUGUAAAUAUUUUUAUUUUCGUUAUAACUUACAAAACUUUCUAGUUCUACUUUUAUAGCAAGGACUAUGUGUUUAUGUGUUUUUCAAUGUAUUUAAAUGCAUUAAAUUGUCUCGAUUGUGUUGUUUUGGAAGUUUAUUGAAUAUAAACAUCACCUUCAGCCUGAGCUUAAAAGAUAAGACCGAUGACAUCAGCAGCAACCCAUCUACACCAUAAUCCACGGAUGCCGUGAGCUCUAUAUGGGAGCGCACGCCGUCGCCGUGAUGAGCACAACCCGCCAAGAUGCGUCGGCGGCCAUUUUAAAUAGGCGUUGGGGUCUUCUGUCGGCAAGAGAUGGCCGUCAGCGGCGACAGUGCACACAGCCUCCCAGCAAACACGCGCGUUUCCACACCUCAGCGCUGCUAUGAAAUGUGGAAACAUUGCAAGUGGCGACAGAAAUAUCCACCAAGGACAAACGCGGCCAUUAGAGUACCCAGAUAGAUAUAGUGCAUACAAUUAGAGGCCUAAGUGUUAUCGUGUUGUGUAAAUAUAGUUGUGUGUAGAUAAUUUAUAAUGGCCGACGGUCGUGAGUUGAGGACACCACUGCUGGAGUGCGGUGACUAUGUACACGGACACAAGGCGCUCGCGCCGCGGUGCUGCUUCUGGCUCGCGAGCCACGUCAACGUCAGGAAGUGUGUUGCUGGAGUGAUGCUGCUCUCCGUCCUCACCAUAUUCUUUUAUACGUAUUACGUCACAGCGCCGUUGACAAGCCUUGUGUGGCGCGACCGUGUCCCUCGGCCGCUGUCUCAGUGCUCGCUGGUUGCGUCGCAUCAGCAGACAGCGCGCGACCACCGCUCCGACGCGCGACUACGAAUCGACGCCAAGGUCCUCGUCAUCGUUGAAUCUCUCUAUUCAAAACUGGGACGUGAGAUCGCAGAGCUACUGGUCGCCAAUCGAAUACGUUACAAAGUGGAAGUCGCCGGCAAGAGUCUGCCAGUACUGACCACGUUAGACAAGGGGCGCUACGGUGUGAUUGUGUUCGAAUCACUCUCGAAGUACGCGAACAUGGACAAGUGGAAUCGCGAGCUCCUGGACAAGUACUGUCGGGAAUAUUCGGUGGGAGUUGUGGGCUUCGCGACACCAGGCGAAGAGACGUUGGUUGGUGCGCAACUCAAAGGAUUCCCGCUGUUUCUGCAUACCAAUUUAAGAUUAAAGGACGCAACACUUAAUCCGGCCUCGCCUGUUCUACGAUUGUCACGUGCCGGAGAGACGGCGUGGGGCUCCUUGCCAGGAGACCACUGGACUGUCUUCAGAGCGAACAGCUCCACAUUCGAACCUAUCGCAUGGGCUCUGAAACAAAAUGAAUACGGAAAUAAUGAGGAACACGCACCACUGGCCACUGUUAUACAAGACCACGGUCGUUUGGACGGCGUCCAAAGGAUCCUAUUUGGUUCGGGACUACAGUUCUGGCUACAUCGGCUUCUGUUCCUCGACGCGUUGAGCUACCUUAGCCACGGCCAGCUCAGCUUGAGCCUCGAGCGGUGGAUACUCGUCGAUAUCGAUGAUAUAUUUGUCGGUGAACGAGGUACUCGGCUACACGAGGAGGAUGUGUCUGCAUUGUUAGCGUCUCAGGCCGCUCUGGCACGACUCGUGCCUGGAUUUAGAUUUAAUCUGGGCUUCAGUGCAAAGUACUAUCAUCACGGGACGUCGCUGGAGAAUCGCGGAGACGACGCUUUGUUGAAGAAUAGUGCACACUUUAGCUGGUUUUGUCACAUGUGGAACCAUCAACAACCACACCUGUACAGCAACGUAUCGCAGCUAGAGGCGGAGAUGAUGGUGAACAAACACUUCGCGAUGGAGCACGGCAUUCCCACCAACUCAUGCUACUCCGUGUCGCCUCACCACUCGGGGGUGUACCCGGUCCACGAGCCGCUCUACGAGGCCUGGAAGAAAGUGUGGGACGUACGGGUCACGAGCACUGAAGAGUAUCCACAUCUUAGACCUGCCAGAUUGCGUCGUGGAUUCAAACAUCGUGGUGUGAUGGUUUUGCCCCGACAGACCUGUGGGCUGUUUACUCAUACGCUACUGCUGGAGAGGUACCCGGGCGGUCGGCAGCGCCUGGACAAGUCGAUCCAGGGCGGAGAAUUAUUCCAAACGGUCAUCAACAAUCCCAUUAACGUGUUCAUGACUCACAUGUCGAAUUACGGGAACGACAGGCUUGCACUGUACACAUUCGAGUCGGUUGUUAAGUUCCUGCGGUGUUGGACCAACGUGCGGCUGGCGUCGGCGCCACCUCUCGCCCUGGCUGAGAAGUACUUCCAACUGAGGCCGGAUGAACUGAGUCCAUUGUGGGGCAAUCCAUGCGACGAUAUACGACACAGACGUAUCUGGUCGAAGUCUAAAUGGUGCGACACAUUGCCGAAGGUGCUUGUGAUAGGCCCCCAGAAGACUGGCAGCACUGCACUAUAUACAUUCUUGUCCAUGCAUCCGAUGCUUGUUCACAACCAACCCAGCCCCUCCACUUACGAAGAGCUGCAGUUCUUCAACAAUAAUAACUAUCUGAAGGGACUGGAUUGGUACUUGAAUUUCUUCCCGCCGAACCAAAGCAACGCAUCCCAGAUAACAUUCGAGAAGUCAGCUACGUACUUUGAUGGAGAACAAGUGCCACGUCGAGCUCACGCGCUACUCCCGAACGCCAAAAUUAUAACUAUACUCAUCUCGCCAUCUAAAAGGGCAUACUCGUGGUACCAGCACAUUCGCUCGCACGGUGACCCCAUCGCGAACAACUUCACGUUCCAUACCGUCAUCACCGCCAACGACUCCGCGCCGAAACAAUUGAGGGACAUCAGGAACCGUUGCCUCAACCCGGGCAAGUACAGCCAUUACCUGGAGCGCUGGCUGUCCGAGUUCAACUCUCACCAGCUCCACAUCAUUGAUGGUUCGUUGCUGCGGUCGGAUCCCGCCGCCGUCAUGAACUCGCUACAGAAAUUCCUCAAAAUAUCGCACAUCGACUACAAUAAGCUUUUGAAAUACGACGCUAAAAAGGGCUUCUACUGUCAAGCGGUGAGCAACGAGAAAACAAAAUGCUUAGGAAAAUCAAAGGGGCGUGUUUAUCCGCCCAUGGAAGAGAGGUCUGCCAAGUUUCUGAAGCGCUAUUACACGCCCCAUAACACGGCGUUGUCUAAACUACUCGUCAGACUGGGCCGUCCCGUGCCGCAGUGGCUCAAAGACGAACUGUCAAAUGGAUAGCAUCACGUGAAACCUAGAGGGUUUGAACGAAACACGGAUCAUGGACGUGUCCAAGUGUGUGUUAUUGCCUUGCCGUAAGAUAAGGUGUGAGGCCUGAGUUUUAAACUCGGUUUAACAAUAUUAUACGUAACUUGUGUGUCAUUGUGGAGUCUGCUUUGUUGAAUCUGAAUAUAUAGUCUAAUGCUGAACAAUAAACGGAACACAUCUUUUAUAUGUGAUUAUUCUAUGAGUACAUAAGUUUGUUGUGUUUGAAAUCAGAAAUUUGAAUAAGUACAUAUUCGUAAAGUUGAGUAUUUGAAUGGCGUUUUUGAUACCUAUUAGUGUUGUUGGCUUCUAAAUUUUGUUUGAAUAUUUUUGUAAGUAAUGAGAAGUCAGUCUCAAAAAUCGGAGACUACUUAUUGUUUUUUAAUGAAUUGCUUGCCGCUGUAUACUUCCUGUCUUAUUCAUACUGACUUAGAGGAGAUUUAAAACAUCGCUAAUAUACGCUUGUUAAAAAAUGGUAUUCAUAAUCGCAUAUUAGAGCUAAAACCCUCAUUGUCUCUUCGAUAAAGCUGACGUGACUU